CAAGCUCGGCUCACAUUUAAUUUGAGCCUAAUUUUUAGGCUCAAACUCAGACCGGCUCACUAAAUGAUCGGGCUCAUCGGGCUUUCUGUCGGGCCGAAUGAGCCGAGCUCGGGCUGGCCCAGCCCCAUUGACAGUCCUAUUCUCAGAGUCAUUCAAGUUUGGUGGAUGAACCUCACAUAAGGAAUUUUCCAAACAUUGUUGUUCUCAAUUAACUCAUCACCAUCAUAAUUAUCAUCAUAUAAGCUUUCAUCAGAGGUGAUCCAGUAGUAGUCACUCUCACUGCUACUGCUACCAUAACCACCGUCAUCGUCAUCGUCGUCUUCAUCAUCAUCUCCUUCUUAAUGUUGUUUCUUGGAAACCACAUUUUUAAGUGACCAUUGUGCCUUAAACAACACAUUGUACCUCGACCAGGAACAAUCACCUCUUCCUCCAAAAAAACGUGGCAUUAUUCAUGUCAAGCAUAUAGUAAUUUAUGUGCGUACCUUCAUUAAAAGAGAUAAGCAAGAAAUUGGUGGUGGAAACAAUCAUGGCUUACUAUACAUGCAUUUAUCUGUGUGAUCCAACCUCUGUCUCUAGAGGAUUUUCGUGAACAAUUUUUGAUUUGGCAUCUUUGACAGAUAUUGCACCAUGCGCGCAAUUUGUUGAUGUUCUUGGUUGUAUUUUAGAAAAAUGUAGAGAAUGGGGAAAACAAUGGUGAUAGCAGGUUGAAGCAUUGCUAAAGUUUUGGGUCAUCAGAUGUGUGUGUGUGUAUUUCAAGUUUUAAUUAUGAAAAGCCAAAUGUUAUUUUGAAGUUUACAAUAAAAUUACGCACUAUAAUUGAGGUACACCUUUGUUACCUAAACCCUUGAGAAUUUGUCUGAAUUUCCUUUCAAAUACCAAUAGAAUUUGAAUCCCCUCCCCCACGGCGGGGGUGGGGUACGAUCCCCAAACACAAAAUAGCUAACAGCUAUAAUGUAGCAGCCUACAGGUAACUGCUCCAGGCUUCUUAAAUCCAAAUUUACCCUUUUUUCCCAAUUAAUGAUUUUUUCACAACAUUUGACCAAGAAUUUGAGUUAGUCUUGACUAUAUAUAUUUUUAUUUUUUAUAAUAGGCAAUAUCUACAUUAUUCCUACUCUAACAAACAAUAAGGAGGACUCAACUAGGCAAUGGGAGGUUAGAAGUAGAGGAUCCCAUCUUUUGACCAAAGGGGUGUAUUAUUGCAUACUUGGAUUUUAUUCUACAUUAUUAUUCCUAAACUAACACUUGGAGAGGACUCAACUUGGUCAUGGGAGGCUAGAGGCAGAGGAUCCCGUCUCUUGACUAAAGGGAUGCACUACUACACACCCUUUGAAUUUUACUACAAGUAUAUAGGUUUGAACCUCAGACUUGGAGUCAAACUAGCAAGUGAUGUUUCACCUAAUGACCAGAUCUCGUAUGGCGAGUUGCUUGAGUCUUUGACCAUAUGCCAGAACUUCAUUUUGGCAUCGAUUUAUUGGAACCAGUUGGACAGCUUCGAGUGAAUAUCGUAUGCUCAUAUAAGAUGGAGUUUGGGGUCAUUUGUGUUGUGAAUUUAGGCUCUUUUGACUACUUGAUUUUGGAGUUAAAUUGAAAUUUUGGCAGGAAAUAAACGCUGCAUGUGGUGCAAGUUGUUAAUUUUAAGAGUUGGGAUAAAUUUGUGUAUUUGUUCUGCUGUGUGGACUCAUUCUGCCUUUGUUUUGGGGCAGGUAUCUUUGGGGCUAUCCAGGUAUUUUUAUUUGUGGGUGGAUAUAUUUGUGCAAUCUGUACAAGCAGCCUUCAAACGAUUGAAGACCAUUGCUUGAAAACCCAUCGGCAAACUAAUCCCUUCUUCGCUGGCAGCAUCUCCAGCUCCGGCGAAGUCCCACUUCCAGAGCCAAUAUCAACGUUUCAUCCCCACUCUGGUAGCGACAUCUCAUCCCCAUUCCUGCAACAGCAUCUCCAACAUGGACGAAGACUCCUCAAGUAUUUCCAGAGCCAUGAAUGAUGACUUAUUCAAUCUGCGAUCAUAGAGUAGAAGAGCAUCCUCAUAAAUUUGUCCAAUUUUGCUGGCAAAUUUGCAUGCGGGUCUUCUCGUACUCUAGCUUUUGAGAAGGUUAAUUUGCUGCAGUGAUUUAUAUAGUAGUGCAGUUCUUUGGAGAUGACAAAAAAAAUUGGUGAUCAAGCUGGCAAAAUGUUCGAAUAUUUUGGGAGUUUCUUGAGAAAAUGUAUUUUUUCAGUUCUUUCGGUUGGACCUGUUCCUGAUCACAUUGCAUUUAUUAUGGAUGGAAAUCGAAGAUAUGCUAAGAAGAGGAAUUUGUUAGAUGGUGCUGGCCAUAGGUCUGGGUAUUUAGCUCUCAUGAACAUGCUAAAAUACUGUUAUGAGUUAGGUGUGAAGUAUGCUACAAUUUACGCCUUCAGCAUUGACAAUUUUAGAAGACGUCCUGAAGAAGUUCAGUCCACUAUGCAGUUGAUACUAGAGAAAAUUGAAGAUUUGAUUAAGGAGGAGAGCAUGGUCAAUCAGUACGGCGUUAGGAUUUACUUUCUAGGCAGCCUUAAACUUUUGAGCAAGCCAGUAAGGUUGGCCGCAGAGAGGGCCAUGGUUGCUACUUCUGGGAAUUCAAAAUCUGUGCUGUCAAUUUGUCUUGCCUACACUUCCUCAGAUGAAAUUUUGCAUGCUGUUCAAGAGUGUUGUGGAGAAAAAUGGGAUGAAGGAAGUGCAUUGGAGUCAAAAGGAGCUGGAAAUGGCUUAGUUUUUCUGAAAGGAAAUGAGAAUGGCAAGAUCAAGCCUUCAAUCGUAGUCAAGGAUUUAGAGAAACAUAUGUAUGCUGCAGUUGCACCUGAUCCUGAUAUAAUUAUACGUACUUCUGGUGAGACUCGAUUGAGUAACUUUCUUUUGUGGCAAAGUGCUAACUGCCUUUUAUAUGCACCCCCUAUACUUUGGCCAGAGAUUGGUCUUUGGCAUUUGGUUUGGGCGGUCUUGGAUUUUCAAAGAAAUUUCUCUUAUUUGAAAGAGAAAACUAAGCUAUCAUAAGUUAGCUGGUAAGAGUUUUGUUGCUAUUUUUGUAACUCAUUAUAUGGUUUUGUUGAUUGGUCUUUUAACUGAUUUCCACUUUCAUGAGACAAAAACAAACAGGGGACAGAAUUUUGUUUUAGUGUCCCUGUCCUCAAUAUAGUGAUGACACAUUUCACAGAUGUAGGGGAAUAUGGCGUUUAUUUCCUAACAGGAUCAGAUAUAGUUCUCCAUGUAUGGUGUUAUUAGAAUUCUGUUGUAUCUUUGUUUUUGCGGCACGGGAUCUAUUGUACUGUGUACUUCACAAGCAGAAAGGAUUUUUUCCACUUUUCAGUUCAGCUUGGUGAAGUAUUAUGAAACGAAAGAGUCCUUUAGCUUUUUUUCUUAUUUUAAUUGUAUUUUUUAUUGUGACUUGUA
This is a messenger RNA of Coffea eugenioides, 3403 nucleotides long. RefSeq names its product dehydrodolichyl diphosphate synthase 6-like. The coding region runs from base 2135 to 3007 and encodes 290 amino acids. The transcript is spliced from 5 exons. Gene Ontology annotation, biological process: polyprenol biosynthetic process. Lineage: Eukaryota; Viridiplantae; Streptophyta; Magnoliopsida; Gentianales; Rubiaceae. The record is from RefSeq and is a predicted model, not a curated record. Gene Ontology annotation, cellular component: endoplasmic reticulum.